AGUUGGAGCUGCAUAUUGCAGUACAGGGAGUGCGAGUGUGUGUGUGUCUGUUUUUUUGUAAGCGUGCAUGUCUCUGGGCGGACUUCAGCUGUAGCGGUGCCCCUGCUGUGUGUCUGUGCUUCCUGCGACAGUCAACCUGAAAACAAGAGAGACUUUUCUUAGAAUGCAGGUGGUGUGGGCAGUCAGGGAAAAAGUUUCUAACACCUCGUCUGAGCCUUCAGUCAGUCCAUUCUGCACAGUCUGAGUCUAUCCAGGACGGGAGAAACAGCAGCGGCACCAGGAGCAGCUUAGAGGGACUCGAGCUUGUCUUAGACUUGGAUUUCUGUUGUUGAUUGAUUACCUGUCAGUGGACUGGAGACUCAAGCUGUGGAUAACCUGUCAAACAGAGCUGAGGGAAUCAACAAGGCUGUCUGUGUAGAAGGAGUCUACCAGCAACGGACUGUGCUUGAAGUAGAGCGGCUUUGGCAGACUGGAGCUGCUGCGAUGGAUGAACAGAGCGUGUCCCUGAACAGCAGUACUCAGCAUUGUGGGGGUCAUCCCACCACCAAGGGUCAGCGGUCAAAUGUGAUCAGGUGUGGUUGGCUCAGGAAGCAAGGAGGUUUCGUCAAGACGUGGCACAGUCGCUGGUUUGUUCUAAGAGGGGAGCUGCUCUACUACUACAAAGAUGAGGAGGAGACCAAACCUCUGGGGGUUGUUUCUUUACCUGGAAACAAAGUUACAGAACAUCCAACCAGCGGAGAUGAAGGGGGGAAAUUUCUUUUCGAGGUCAUUCCAGGAGGAGACAGAGAGCGGAUGACAACCAACCAUGAGACCUACCUACUUAUGGCCAGCACCCAGAAUGACAUGGAGGAUUGGGUGAAGACAAUCCGGAGGGUCAUCUGGGCCCCUUUUGGUGGAGGGAUCUUCGGGCAGAAGCUGGAGGAGACAGUGCGGUACGAGCGCAGGUUCGGGAACAAGCUUGCUCCGAUGCUGGUUGAGCAAUGUGUGGACUUCAUUCGCCAGUGGGGCCUUCAAGAAGAGGGUCUGUUCAGACUGCCAGGACAGGCCAAUCUGGUCAAAGAGCUGCAGGAUGCCUUCGACUGUGGGGAAAAGCCCUCAUUUGAUUGCAACACGGACGUGCAUACGGUGGCUUCUCUACUGAAGCUUUACCUCAGAGAACUACCCGAGCCCGUCAUCCCCUUCCAGAAAUAUGAAGAGUUCCUGGCCAGCGCCAAACUCCUUGGCAAAGAUGAUGAAAUGGGUAUGAAGGAACUGAAAAGGCUUGUGGAAAGUCUACCUCCCGUAAACUAUAACCUCCUCAAGUACAUCUGCAGAUUUCUUGAUGAAGUUCAGUCAUAUUCAGGAGUGAAUAAAAUGAGUGUCCAGAACUUGGCAACUGUUUUUGGGCCAAAUAUCUUAAGGCCAAAGAUUGAGGACCCGGUGACAAUCAUGGAAGGAACUGUUCUGGUCCAGCAGCUCAUGGCUGUUUUGAUCGGCCACCACGAUGUGCUGUUCCCUAGAGACGAAGACAAGCCGACAACACUCGAACUCGCUAACAACAACAUUGAACCGCUGAAGGGACAAGUCGCCACUACUACCUCAGCUGUCAGCGCCCUGUCUCAGAAUGCAGAAAACAACAACACGCAGCUGCUGCGGCAGUGUGUUUGGGAGGCGGCCGAGUCUCAGUCGCAUCGCCAACAAGAGGACAACACCGGCUCCCCGCCAUCAUCGAGCCCGAGGAAUGUUAUUGCAGGACAAUUUGAAAUGACGCGCAGUCCACCCCUGAUGGUGAAGAAGAACCCAGCUUUCAGUAAAGGAAGUGGAAUUGUUACUAAUGGGUCCUUCAGCUCUUCACCCCCGUCAGAUUUCGAUAAGACCCAGAACCUGACUGGAGGUGGGAGUUUCCCCAUGCGUCGAAGUGGGGCGUUUAAAGGCCCAGGCACCAAAAUGGGCACAAGCGGGGUGACGAGUGGUGGCAGUCCUGCAGCGAAUGGGACAGGUGCUCUUCGCCUGGGGAUUUCCGGUUCUGAUGUGAUCACAGGAAGUCCAAACAGCCGCAACGGUCUUUGGGUACAAAAUGGCUGCGUUCCACUACGAGAGAACAGCAAGACACGUGACAGCUCUAAUAAUGGGGAUCAAAUGACCAAUCAGAACCGCCUGUCCACUUACGACAAUGUCCAGUUAAACCAUCAGAACCUGCAGAACCACAUCACCAGUAUGUGUCUGAACACCAGCUGUGAGGAUAAGCAGAGCGUGGACAGCGCCACCUGGUCCACCUCCUCCUGUGAAAUCUCCCUUCCUGACAACUCCACCUCCUGCCGCUCCUCCACCACCACCUGCCCAGAACAGGACUUCUACAGCAGACAGUACGAAGACCUGGAUGGACCAGGACAGGAGGGUGAGCCUCUGCAGUCAGGAGGAGGACGAGGUGGCAAGAACAGCAGCAGAGAAGGGGGUGGAGAUGGAGCAGGAGGGAGCAGUCGUGGCACCAGUAGUAGUGAUACUAGUGAAGGUUUCACUGGACCUGGGAAUGGACCUGGCAGCCACAGCGCUCUGCACAGUCUGGUGGCCAGUCUCAAACAGGAGAUGCACAAACAGAAGACAGAGUAUGAGGCCAGGAUAAAAAGCUUGGAGCAGCACAACCUUGAGCUGGAGACGGAGAUGGUGGGCCUCCACGAAGAACUGGACCAAGAGAGGAAGAAGUACACCAUGGUGGAAAUCAAGCUGCGCAAUGCUGAGCGUGCAAAGGAAGACGCUGAACGCCGAAACCAGAUGCUGCAGAAAGAGAUGGAGCAGUUUUUCUCCACAUUCAGUGACCUUACGGCCACUGGCAACAGUGCACCCAGUGAACCCCGCCGACCGGACCGAAACAAUGCCAUCUGGAUACAGUGAAAGGAAGGCUGUGAAGACUGAAGUUCAUUUAUUCGUGAAUGUGAUUGCUGAUGAGACAUGAAACAGGAUUUGGAUGCUGACUGAAGGAAGUUUGGGCUUGUUUCAAUUUAAAAACUAUAUUAACAUAUACGGCUAAAAAGGGACACCUGUGUAAAUCAUCACCUGGAGUGAUGUCAGGCUUACAUUAUCUCUGUAUAUAGCAUUAUUUAAACACCACAUAGACAUUCUAACCUUCUCAGAAACUGCUAUGGUGCUCACUCCCACUGGGAAAUGGAAUUAAGAAAAACCUCAUCAGGUUGUGAUGGUACAACAAUACAUUUCAUGGUUGCUCUCUGGCCUGAACAGAUGGGAGAGAAGGUGAAAUAUGAAAAAAAAAAAAUAACCUCAAACAUGGACCUAAAAAAAGUAAUCAUGUCAAACUCCUUACCAAUUGUAUUCAUUUCUUAUCGCCCUGAACAUCAUGUUAGUGUCCGAUGUAAUUCUGUAUGGGCUCAUGUACAUAGUGGGAAACAAUGCAGACGACUGCAGUCACCUGUUUGUAAAAAGAACUGAAUCUAUGAAUUAUAUGUUAAUGAUAUUUAAGCUAAGCUUUAUAUCAGGAUUGUUUUCGUCCUUGCACUUCAAUGUCUGUCCAGCCUCCACCAGUUGGUACUGAAUGUUCUGUCAGUCAGUGUGCAUACCAUUUUAAAUUGGUGAGUGUAUUGUAUAUUUGCUUGUGCUUCUGUUCAGUUACAUUUACUCAUGACCAAAAAAAAAAGAACCUGUUUUGUAAAUAUUUUGUAGAUGGUUGAAGACACUACUUGUUAGUCUGCACUGUGGUUUUGACUGGUGUUUAGAUGGCAUGGUGUCAGCUCAAAAUGAAGAUUUGUAGCUUUAAAAAUGCAGUUUGGGCCUGGAGCUGUUUGUCAGUAGCGUACAGUGCCAGUUAGAAGUGUACACACACUCAUUGUGACCAAGCAUGUCAUAUUCUUCUUUGGUUUUUAAUGAUAGAUUUGAACUGACCUUUUAUUUCAUGGUGGAAUGGUUAUCCAAGAAACAACUUCAGUGAAUUUUAAAAACAGGAAUUUGGUGCACAACAUUAGAAUUUUUUGAAUACUUGGUAAAAGUCUCUUAGAACAUUGCAAUCCAACCCCCUGCUGUUUGUAGCCAUCAACAAGCUUCUGUCGUUCUGGCUGAGGAUUUGGCCAUCAAGUAACCCCCCUGGUCAUAAUGCUGCCUCAACCAUGCUUAACAGUUCAUACAUAGUUCUAGAGUUUGAAACCCUACAUUUAGCUCCUCUAAACAUUCUGCCAUUCUACCCUACAAAGGUUCCCCUAGAGGCACUGAAACCUAUUUCUGUGGGUUUCUUUAAUGGUCCGCACCUUCUCAGUCCAAGAUGUUUUUAAACUCCACUCACUGUAGCAAUGGUGUUCUAUAAUCUUCUGGUUUUGAUAAGGUUAAAGCCUCGGUGGUUACGGUAUGGUUCUGGAUCAUUCUAACCAAUUUCACUGCAUCAGAGGAGGUCAGUUUGUCUCAGAUUGUUCUAACAGGACCAUCAUUGGAAACAUCAUCACUGGUAUACAUAGGAAUACAUUAAGCAGGCUGACAUUAAGCUGCAGGAAUGGUGUUCCUACGGCCACAAAACCGCAACAAUAUAGAAAAUCUGUGGAUUAUGAUUUAAAGCCUUAUCUGUGCCUGGAAACUGACCUGUACCAUUUCUGAUAAGAAAGUUGGUCAAAUGUCCAUUAAGACUCAUGUUGCAAGCUUUUUGUUGGCUACAAAAAGCUUGUGGUCAGGUCAAGCUACAACUUGCAUAAGGACAUUUAUCCAAAACUACUUAAAAGCCUCAUUCAUGCUGGGAAACUAGUAAUUUAAAUAGGUUUUAACAAUCCUGCCAAGAGAGCUGUUUAAAUAUCCAGCCAGAAUAAUUCUAACAUCAUGUUAUCUAUAUUGGUGGGUUUUUAUGUAUAUAAUGAAACGUUUAUGUAUAAUUUAUAGUUGUGUAUGCGGUUGUUUGCUGGAAAAUCAUUCUACCUUUGCGAAGAAACUGUUUAAAAAAAUUAUUAGGGGCCCAAACCCAUAAUAAGAGUUAACAUCUGACUGGCACUGUCAGAAGUUUAAAGUUAAGAAGAAAAAAUGUUCAUCCAGAAUAAUGAAUUUGAGGAGGAAAUAUACCUUUUCACAUUACGAGAUAUGUACCAAAUGCUUGUGGAAAUUCUAAUUUAAAGUCUGAUUGAAUGAGAUGCUAAUUGUAAAAGAUUAUUGUAUGUAAAUUAGACACCCGUCAGAGCUGAUUUCCAUUUUAACCAACAGCACAAGUUUAAAAGUUGCAGCUGGAUAUUUACCAACAUCUGUUUUUAACUGUGAAAAAAUCUGAUUGCAAGAAUUUUGUCGGCCCCGCUAAGAAGGUGAAUGUGCAUGAGUCCACGAGGGUUUGUGUACAAUAAAUGAAUGUGCAUUUAGUGACUUUUCUAUUCAUGAAGUGUAUGUAUGUAGCCUCAAAAUCAUGUCUACACACGGUGUGGAUUUGCUAAUGGGUACAAGUCAGACGAGGGCGAGCACGCUUACUGCUUUUCCGUCAGAAAUUAUACCCCAUCUAAAACCUGCUGCUGGUCAUUGCAGGACAUCUGGAAUGUGUGCACGGAGGGAGUGGGAAAAGAAAGUGCCUGGACUACCAAAGAAGGGAGGGGACUCCCUUCGCACCCUUCACUGGGAAAUAAUAGGCUUCAUCCAAGCUGACGUGUCACUUCAUUCUGUGAAUUCCACACAAAAAGAGCAGAAUAUGGACUAAGGAGAUGGUAGAUACUGAAACUCAUGCAAGAUGUGAUACUUGAUGUUCAAAAGAACUUAAAAAAGACAUGACAAUAUAAAUAAAAUGCAUUUCCUGUGA
Molecule: messenger RNA, 5740 nt
Organism: Girardinichthys multiradiatus
Lineage: Eukaryota; Metazoa; Chordata; Actinopteri; Cyprinodontiformes; Goodeidae
Gene: arhgap24
Product: Rho GTPase activating protein 24
Exons: 11
Coding region: 484-2871 (795 amino acids)
Biological process (GO): negative regulation of Rac protein signal transduction; activation of GTPase activity; wound healing, spreading of epidermal cells
Cellular component (GO): focal adhesion
Molecular function (GO): GTPase activator activity
Source: RefSeq, a predicted model, not a curated record